AAUUAAAACCAGACGUGCACCGAUCGCGUGUCAGUCGUAAAGCAGUGAAAACAUAGUUCAGCAUACAUUUUAUACAUGGACAAAAUGCAUCGGUUUUUAACACACAUAUUUUUAUUUUUAUGCCUGACGAUAUUUUUAAGCGACAGCGGGCAGGUAAGGCAGUUUAAGGCCGGAAUUAAGAAACGUACAGGGCCUCUUGAAGACCGUGACGAUAGCAAUGAUCUCCUGAUAACAAAGAAAGCUUGGUUUGAACUUGAAAUUGACGACAUGCCAGUUGGGAGAAUUGAAAUCGGUCUUUUCUGUGAAACUGUUCCUAUAACAUGCAACAACUUUGCCGCUCUGACGAAGGGAUUUGAACGAAGGGGACAAUUCCUUACCUACAAAAACACGAUAUUCCACAGGGUUGUCAAAGAUUUUGUCAUUCAGGGUGGUGAUGUCACUGAAGGAGAUGGAAGUGGAAGUAUCAGCAUCUAUGGGAAAUCAUUCGAUGACGAAAACUUCUUUCUCAUACCCUAUGGUCCGGGUUACGUUGCCAUGGCGAACACUGGACCUCACACAAAUGGAUCACAGUUCUUCAUCACACUAGUAAAAGCAAGAUGGUUGGGCGGUAAACACGUGGUAUUCGGAAAAAUUAUCAAAGGCAUGGAUAUCAUUGAACGUAUCGGUGAACUUGACACAGACGAAUACCAUUUUCCUAAGAAGAUUGUUCGUAUAAUUGACAGUGGUAUUCAACCAGUAAUCGAGCCUUUCUUGGUCAGCAAAGACGAAUAAUUAUUAUAAGUUUGUAUCAUGAAAUGAUACUGCAAUAUCAUUGUUAUUUUAUUAUGCUUGAAUACAACUUAAUUUGAAUAAUAAAGAAGAUCUUAG
Molecule: messenger RNA, 867 nt
Organism: Saccoglossus kowalevskii
Lineage: Eukaryota; Metazoa; Hemichordata; Enteropneusta; Harrimaniidae
Product: peptidyl-prolyl cis-trans isomerase B-like
Biological process (GO): protein peptidyl-prolyl isomerization; protein folding
Cellular component (GO): cytoplasm; intracellular membrane-bounded organelle
Molecular function (GO): cyclosporin A binding; peptidyl-prolyl cis-trans isomerase activity
Source: RefSeq, a predicted model, not a curated record